AUGGGAGACCACAGGCUGCCAGGGAGCCAGGCCCGUCGGACACUAAAGCCAACAUCUCAUGACACUACUGCCAAGUCUACAUGGAAAGACUCUUCCAAGUGUUUUUCAAAGCACAAGAAAGAGCAGGUGAGGUUGCGCACCUCCGUGGAUAACCAGCACCGACUCUAUGGCAAGGAACGGUCAGAUGACUUCAGGAAAGCCGGGACAUCGAGUGAAGGGAUGACCCCACGCAGCACAGAAGGCAGCUUUUUCCCAACAAUUUCUCGCAGAAUAUGUAGUCCCAUCACCAACAAGAAUCAGCAGAAGUCAGCUGAUGAUUCAGGACUCUUAUACCCGCUUUUGACAGCACAGCCGACACGUAGAUCCUUCUGGGACGACAUAGGUACCCGCCAGAACCAACAGUUGCUUGCUCCAUGGCCCAGGGGAGAAGAUAAUUCUGCAGAUAUAUUGAUCAAAAUGCUGGAAACACCGAAACCUAACAGGAUGCUGGAAAAUAAGUGGCCGUAUUGGGAAGAUCACAGGGAAGCAACCAAGCAGCCCACCACCUCUGCCAAACAUUCUCAAGGAAAAUACAAUCUGGAACAUCACAAGCUUCCCUGGUCAUGUGAAAGCACUUGGCUCCAUGAUGGUAAACACAGAGGACAGGAUAUGCUUAGCUCUAUUUAUUAUAAAUACAUAUACAAAGGAGGGAAGGACGAAUGGGCUGAAAAGUAUAGAGGUCCCAUGCAUCAUAUUGACACCGGAUAUGAAAACCAAUCAUGCUAUGAAGAGUCACCUGUCAGGAGGACCAAUAUGUGUAAUUGUGACAUCAAGUAUGCUAAGAAACCGAGCAAAGGGAAGGACACGCCGUUAUCUAAAGAGGAAUCCAGCUUUGUUAUAAAACUUCAAACCCCACCAGAUCUUUACAGAGCCAACAAACACACGAGGUAUGAAUCAGCAUUCCUUAGAACCAGCCAGUUGAAAACGCUAGGAAUCGAAGAAACUAUUCCCAAUGAACUUGAACUUCAAGGAGAAAAUGCUGGCAAACCAAAGACCCCUGAGCAGCCCUAUGAUCCAUCUGACUGGAAGUAUUAUAUAAGCAAGGAUGAUACUACACCAAGCACCCUUGAGCAGAUGUUUAUGAAGAAAGGCUGGGGUUAUGAAUGUUCUUCUCCAGAAUCAAAAAUGUUUAGAGAUUAUUAUUGGAUUGUGGAUUCAGAAGAUGAUGACGACGAUGAUGAUGAAGAAGAAGAAGGGGAGGAGGAGGAGGAAGAGAAACUAAGGAAACAGCAGACAGAAAAUAAGUAG
Apodemus sylvaticus (European woodmouse) is the source of this 1287-nucleotide messenger RNA. RefSeq lists its product as uncharacterized. Bases 1 to 1287 code for a protein of 428 amino acids. Lineage: Eukaryota; Metazoa; Chordata; Mammalia; Rodentia; Muridae. The transcript has a single exon. The record is from RefSeq and is a predicted model, not a curated record.